This is a messenger RNA of Lycium barbarum (goji berry), 666 nucleotides long. Its product is annotated as putative F-box protein At3g58960. The transcript has a single exon. Lineage: Eukaryota; Viridiplantae; Streptophyta; Magnoliopsida; Solanales; Solanaceae. The record is from RefSeq and is a predicted model, not a curated record. Bases 1 to 666 code for a protein of 221 amino acids. Gene Ontology annotation, molecular function: protein binding.
AUGGAAGAGAAAUGUGUGGAUGCAGCAGAGGAUCAUAUAUCCAAAUUACCAGUUCCAAUUUUGCAGCACUUUCUGUCUUUACUCCUUGCUAAAGAUGCUGCACAAAUCAGUACUUUCUCCAAGAAAUGGUAUACUGCUUGGAGUUCCCUCUCCUACUUGAAGUUUGGUGAUGAAUUCUUCUAUCGUGAAAACAUAACAGAGCUUCUGAAUGUUGUCGAUCAAACUCUAGCGAAUCGCCAGAAGCAGAAGAUUUCUAUACGAGAGUUCUGGCUCGGAGGAUUACGAUCCUGUCAUUGGAGCUCUUAUGGUCAUAAUUGGAUUAAGACGUUCGUUGCAUGUAAUAUCAAGGAGUUGAUUUUAACCGUAUACAGACCUGAUGACAGUUUCAACACCUUGCCCGAAGAAAUCUUUACUGCCGAGGGACUAAACAUUCUUGAUUUAGGCGGAUUUAAGCUUGAACUGCCCCCUGACGGCAUAAAAUUUUCAUCUUUGCGAGAGUUAAAGACUUUUUCAAACAUAUCUGGACGAGCAAUUCUUUCGAGCUUUAUGUGCAAGCUGCAGUGGUUUGGAGGAUUUAAGUUUAUCUUAUUGUCACGGACUAGCCAGUUUGGAAAUUGCAGGAACUUUACCGCAACUGAAGACGGUUUCGCUGAGUUGUAUUACUGA